Molecule: messenger RNA, 333 nt
Organism: Epithele typhae
Lineage: Eukaryota; Fungi; Basidiomycota; Agaricomycetes; Polyporales; Epitheliaceae
Exons: 2
Coding region: 1-333 (110 amino acids)
Molecular function (GO): protein binding
Source: RefSeq, a predicted model, not a curated record
AUGCGUUGUUCAUCGAACAAAGAACACACACCCACGACGAAUGUCGCAAAACCAAAAAAGAAAGGCCGGGGUCUGCAUCGUGGACAACUAGGGCAGAUGAUGGCCCUGCCCGUCGAAGUCUUUCUGGAGAUACUGACGCGAUUUCACCCACUCGACCUACUUACCCUCACGCGUGUUUCAAAAGAGUUGCGACGAAAUCUCCUCUCCUCGCGCCUCAAAUGGUUAUGGGCUGCCUCCUUGCGGGGGCUGGAGCCACUUCUUCCGCAAUGGCCUGACGAUAUUUCUGAGCCAGCACUGGCGUCCCUUGUUUUUGAAGCGUACUGCAUGGUAUGA